Molecule: messenger RNA, 1686 nt
Organism: Ziziphus jujuba (common jujube)
Lineage: Eukaryota; Viridiplantae; Streptophyta; Magnoliopsida; Rosales; Rhamnaceae
Product: extensin
Exons: 1
Coding region: 1-1686 (561 amino acids)
Biological process (GO): plant-type secondary cell wall biogenesis
Source: RefSeq, a predicted model, not a curated record
AUGGCUUAUCCUUACUACUCUCCACCACCACCUUCACCCCCACUUCCAUGUAACCCUGUGGCCUCACCGCCACACCACCACCAUGUCUAUCCUCAACCUCCACCACCCCACCACCAUCAUCACCAUCCAACACCAUCACCACCGCACCAUCACUACCCCACACCAUCACCACCUCCACCGGACCACCACCAUCACUACCCCACACCAUCACCACCACCACCACCACCGGACCACCCCCAUCACUAUCCCACACCAUCACCACCGCCACCAGACCACCACCAUCACUAUCCCACACCAUCACCACCGCCACCGGACCACCACCAUCACUAUCCGACAUUGCCGCCGCCACCACCACCAACUCCAUCAAGUGGAGAUGUUCCACCUCAUUAUCCCAUUUAUCCACCAACAUCACCACCAAAAACACCCUCCCAUGCACCACCACCCCAACCUUAUGGUGGUGAAGCACCACUGUCCCCACCUGUUGCAACACCCCCAGCCAAUGAGGCAUCGCCACCUCAACAACACAUAUACCCUCCUUCCCCUUCUCAAGGCCAUGUUCCAGUUCCACCACCACACCCAAUUCCAUAUGCUCCCUCACCACAUGCAGUCCAACCCCCACAUACUGUUCCAGCCCCAGUACCUCCACCUUCCUAUCAGGCUUCGCCACCUAAUUAUCAUCCUCCAAACCAACCACAAUCUCCUACUCCCGGUGAGGCACAGCCACCUAAAUCCCCAUAUCCACCAACACCAUCAAAAGGACCGGUUCAGCCGCCAAACACCGGUCUGCCUCCGGUUCCUACUGCACAGCCACCGAAAUCUUCAUAUCCACCAACACCAUCCAAAGGUCCGGUUCAACCGCCAAGCUCCGGUCUGCCUCCGGUUCCUACUGCACAGCCACCAAAAUCCGCAUUCCCACCAACACCAUCCAAAGGUCCGGUUCAACCGCCAAGCUCCGGUCUGCCUCCGGUUCCUACUGCACAGCCACCAAAAUCCGCAUUCCCACCAACACCAUCCAAAGGUCCGGUUCAACCGCCAAACACCGGUCUGCCUCCGGCUCCUACUUCCGGCGAGGUACCGCCACCUAAAUCCGCAUAUCCACCAUCACCAUCCAAAGGACCGGUUCAACCGCCAAGAAAACCGCCAACACCGUCCUCACUACCUCCAUAUUAUUCCUUACCUCCAUCACCAGAUAACGGUUUCGUUCCUCCUGGUUAUGGGCCUUACGGCCCACCAACUUACGGAACUCCUCCAACUUUACCAUCCGCCCCAUCGCCGUUGUCCGACAUUGGGGUGCCGCCUUCGGGAGGAAACAACAACACCACCAUUAUCGCCGUCUGUGUCUCUCUUGGUGGUGCUUUCUUCCUAGCAUUCCUCUUAGUGGGCCUGUUCUGUUUGGCUAAGAGGAGAAAGAAACUGCUGCUUGUUCCUGCCGCCGCCGCUUGCGUGGAAGAAGAAGAAUCAUCUCAUGGACAUGGAGUGGUAGCCACAGGUGGUUCUUAUGGAGGCGAAAAUGUGACGGUGGCAGUCGAGAGUGCUGAAAUACAAUCUUAUGGAGCUGUCGGUGCUGGUGGUGCUGGUUCUUCUCAUGGCGGCGGCGCCGCCGCCGCCAUUGGAGGUCCUCCUCCAUGCGAGCCUGAGAUUAUUGAAGGUUCCAGCCAUGGUCCGAGCUAUCAGUGCAGUUACUGA